Mucor velutinosus is the source of this 1863-nucleotide messenger RNA. RefSeq lists its product as uncharacterized. The coding region runs from base 1 to 1863 and encodes 620 amino acids. The transcript has 10 exons. The record is from RefSeq and is a predicted model, not a curated record. Gene Ontology annotation, molecular function: RNA binding; tRNA dihydrouridine synthase activity; metal ion binding. NCBI's taxonomy places the organism in Eukaryota, Fungi, Mucoromycota, Mucoromycetes, Mucorales, Mucoraceae. Gene Ontology annotation, biological process: tRNA processing.
AUGGUUCAAGUUCAACUAAAUAAGCCUGGAGAAGCAUCUAUCAAGCCAGAGUACCGCAAGGACCGUUGGUUUGACGAUGAUAGAGCAGAGCAAAUCGCUGAAGCACCCAUCAAUGACGAUGCUGCUGAAGGUGGACCCUCAGAAAAGCAAAACGGCAAGAAAUCCAAGAAUGUCCGUGGUGCUAAUAAGGGUCAACGAGGAAAGAAGAGAAUCGAGGACAGCUUAAAGCUCUGCAAAGCUACAUCCCGCGGUGAGGAGUGUGUAUUUGGCGAAAAAUUCACCCAUGAUUUGGAUGCUUAUUUGAAGAUCAAAGGGGAAGACCUUGGUGAUAGAUGUGUCCAGUUUGACCUUUUUGGAAAGUGUUCCUACGGUUAUAAAUGUCGAUUCCUCAAGGCACAUGUUGAUAAAGACAACAAAUUGAUCGUUGAUGAAGCCAAGGUUGCCGAGAACCCUGUAUAUACUGUCAAUGGUAUCAGCAGUGAUGUGCAAACCAAGCUUCUCAAAAACAGAUACGAGUUCCCCAGAUCAGAAGCGUAUCUGUUGCAAGUUCAGAAAGAGAUUGAAGAGGAGCAAAGCAUGAAGGAUUCAAACACUUUAAAGAGAAAACAAUUAGAUGACCCCGAGCUGCUUGCUGCGCCAUCUGAUAAGAAAUCUAAGCCUGAAGAAAGCGACAGUGAAAAUGAGGAAUUUUUCGAUGCUGCCAAUGAGUUUACCAAUGUUCAAAAGGAGUCUGCUGCUCCUGCACCUGUCGAAAAGCCAAUUGGUCCUAUCGACACUGGCUACAAGAAGAUUAUCGACUUUAGAAACAAGACUUACCUUGCACCAUUAACCACUGUUGGUAAUCUGCCUUUCCGUAGAGUGUGUAAGGAAUUUGGUGUCGAUAUCACUUGCGGUGAAAUGGCAUUAGCAGCUAAUUUAUUGAGAGGUCAACAAUCCGAGUGGGCAUUGACAAAGCGCCAUAAGUCAGAGGAUAUUUUUGGUAUCCAAAUCUGUGGUUCUAAAGUGGAUCAAGUAACCAAAGCUUGUGAAGUUUUGAACAAGGAGGCUGAUGUCGAUUUUAUUGAUUUAAACAUGGGCUGUCCCAUCGAUCUUGUCUUUAAACAGGGCGCUGGUUCAGCUUUGUUGGAAGCGAGAGGCCGUAUGUACAAGAUCUUGAAGGGUAUGAAGACUGUCACCGAUAUUCCUAUCACUGCCAAAUACAGAAUGGGUAUCAAGGACGCCUAUCCUGUUGCUGAUCGUAUUGUGCCUCGUCUCGACGAAAUAGGUAUUGCAUUGAGUACUAUCCACGGUCGCUCUCGUACUCAAAGAUACACUAGAAAAGCAGAUUGGGACUAUAUUGGCAAGAUGAAAAACUUGACACAUACAAUGCCUCUCUACGGUAAUGGUGAUAUUAUGAGUUUUGAGGAUUACAACCACGAUAUUCAAGUCAGUGGUGUGGAUGGCGUCAUGAUUGGUAGAGGUGCUUUGAUCAAGCCAUGGAUAUUUGAUGAGAUCAAAAACCAACGCCAUUGGGAUAUCUCUGCUAAUGAGCGUCUUGAUAUGAUGAAGCGUUUCUGUGAUUAUGGUUUAGAACACUGGGGCACAGAUAGUCAAGGUUUGAACACAACGAGACGUUUCCUCUGUGAAUGGCAAUCCUUCCUGUAUAGAUAUAUUCCUGUCGGUAUUUUGGAGCAUCCUCCUCAACAUAUGAAUGAAAGGCCUCCUCCUUAUCAAGGUCGUAAUGAUCUUGAAACGUUGAUGGCUAGUCCUCUAGCUUCAGAUUGGGUCAAGAUUAGUGAACUAUUGUUGGGUCCUGCUCCUGACGAUUUCGUCUUUUUGCCAAAACACAAGGCCAAUUCUUUCGAGAAGAUCGAGGUAGAGUAG